UGGGUACGUCUCUAUCUGGAGGCAGGCUGGACAUCUCCCCCACUGGGUGUUGCUGGGUGGAGGCCGAUGCUGUUGGACUGAGAGGAUGUGUCCGACUUCUGGGUGCCCAGGGUGUUGCUGGGGUGCUCAAGAAGAGGUCAGGUUGGCACAGGGAAGGAACCCCGGUGUGGGCAUGCUGAGCCGAGGAUGUGCACAGGUGUGGGAAAGCUGUGCUGGUUUUGCUCCUGGUCUUGGUCCUGGGCUCCUUCAUGGGCUUGGCUGGAGCCUUCAGGAGCCCUUGGGGAUGAUGAUCUCGGCCAUUUGGCAGUAAGGGACAGUGCUGGCCACCGAUGUCCUUGUGGGGGUCUUUCGUUCCUGAUGCCUAUGGUAGUUGCAGGGUCCCUGUCCCUUGGAGACCAUGCAUGGAAUUGUAGGGGGCCCCAGGCCUUGGGGCGCAUGGAUUUUCUAUGAAAAGAAGGAUCAGAAUUUUGCCCAGAAUCCCUGCUCCCCAGCCCUCCUCCAGGGGCUCCAAGUGCAGAUGUGUGCUGUGGGGUGUGUCAGAGCCAGGGCAUGUGCCUCCCUGAGUGUGUAAGAUCUGUGUCUGGGCCACCUGCUGAGCAGGACACUGAGCCCCCUCCCCACACCCUGCCUGUUCAGCAGCUCCAUAUUCCUGUCCCCUCCCCUUCGGAGGCUCCUGGAGACCAUGUCCUCUGCACAGGAGGAGCGCUGGCUCCUUCUAGCUUGGUGGCACCUGCAGCCAGGACCCCAAGUGGGUGGUGGCUGCACCGGGGCCUGGUUACCUGGCUACUGCAGCUCCCCAGUUCCCCCGGGGCACAUCUGGGGCGGCCCCAGGCCUCUCCUCUCUCUUCCCUGGCCCGAGCAUCAGCCCCGUCCCCUGGCACCUUUGUACCUUUAGGGGCGGAGAGGAGGGUGGACCUGGGCCAGCACUCAGCCAAGUCAGCUACGUGGUCACCGAAGCCUGCUCUCCAGGAGCGUGGGCUCUGGCCUUGUGGACAGUCUGGGUAACCAGGCCUGGUCCUCUGUGGGUAAAGGGUUCACCGGGCUCCUGGAAGGGGGUAGCAUCAGCGCUUUGGGUGUGAUCAUCAAGUCGAGGGGCAUAUCUGGGAGGUUCUGGGAGACUUGUAGGCCUGAGGCAGAAGGAGGCCUGGUAACCCAGGCUUCUAGGCUCCCUAUCGGGUGAUGUCAACAGCACCACCCCCAGCCUAUUACUCAGUGGAAAGUGACCGCUAAUGAGACCCCAGGGGGCCCCACAUGUGUCAGUUCUGCACCCCUGCCCCGGGGCUUGUUACCCACGUGUCAGGAAGGGGACAGUGGCUCACCUGCUCCUAAUGCCCCUCACCUGCACCCAUGGGGGUCCCUCGGGCCCUGUGCCCAGGCUGAGCAGACCCCCUGUCCUUACAGUCUCUAGCGCUUUCAAAGGAGCCGUUCUUUUGGGGUUUUGAGACCAGGCCUGGCUGUGUAACCCAGACUGGGCCCGAACCCUCUCCUGUCUCUGCUUCUGCCUGCUGGAGACCAGUGUGUACCAUCAGCUGUGAGCAUGCAAGCCUCUGCCUAAGGGUGACCACAAAAGUGCAGGUUACAAACAUAGCUACCUGGCCAACUUGGGCAGGGACGGGGCUGGGAAUGCACUGCAGACCAAGCCUGGGCACUGCUGCCUUGAACGCACAGGGCUCCCAGAAAGAUGAGUGUGAGCUGGUUGUGUAUCUGCCAUGGCACUGCGUGGCCACUGAUUUACCUGAUCCCUUUGUCCUAGCGCCCUGUCACAAACCCUUUGCUGCCUGUGGCUCCUGGGUCCCUAACACCCUCGCCUAUUUGUCAAGAAAUGAUCUCUAAACCCUGUGGGACAGAUUGUAAUAAUAGCAGACAAAUCAUGGCCCCGAAGGCCUUUUAUAUUCCGUGCCAUCUAGAGUGAAUGAAGGCGGCCUGGAUGGGCCCGGGAGAGCGAGGUUUUCUGGAGCAAAUAGAGGGAGCUCUUAAAAGAGCAGAGGCCGAUUUGCAGGCAUGGACCGGCCACCGCUCAGAGCGUCACCACCGCCACGGUGUGCAGAGUGAGCCCAAGGCCCCUCCUACCACACAGGCUGGAGAGCCCUUAGAGACACAUGUGUGUCCCGGGCUGUCUGGUCCCGUGUGUGGCAAGGCUACCCUCAGCCGUGUCAGUGCGCCUGUUCCGUGUAAGGUGACACCUCGUCCACCCUUCCGGGAUGCUGGAGAAGCCAAGGAGUGAGACAGGCAAGGCUGGAGCCCAAAGUACAGGGCCUGGAUGGGAUUGCAGAGUGGUGGGGUACGCAGCUGAGGCCAGGGCUUGAGUCCUGGCCUCCCCUCACUGCAGACUGGGGUCUUCCCCCCCGUACCCCUCCCCGCUGGAGUCUGUGUCCCCUUCGCUGGGCAGAGCAGAGGGAGCGCCCUCCCCUGCCCGUGCUGUACCCGGCAGCCAGGGAAUCACAGUCCUGCGGCCACUGGGAGCACUUGCCCUGCUCCAUGAGCUUCCCCACCUGCCCUCAAGCCUAGCCAUGCCCCUGCCCUUCUGUCCCCCAGCCUUGUGUGGCAGGAGACCCCAUGUCUCCACCUCUUCCAACUGCCACCUUCUUUCCACUCCAUGUCCUCCAUGUCCCAAAGCCACCAGGAAGUCCUCCCAGUGCAGACUUCUGGGCGCCAGGUUCAGACGCUCCCCAUUUGGCUCUGCAUCCCCAGGCCUCCAGCCAGGACUCCUGCAGUCCCCAGGAAACAGAGCCCGGCUGGAGAGCAGAGGUCCAGGGUGCCAAGCCCACUGAGGUGGCAGUGCUGUCCCCCCUCCUGCCCCUUCCCAGACUCCCUCUCUCCACAGCUCAGGUCCCGGACAGCGAUGAGCAGUUUGUUCCUGAUUUCCACUCAGAGAACUUAGCCUUCCACAGCCCAACCACGCGGAUCAAGAAGGAGCCCCAGAGCCCCUGUGCAGAGCCUGUCCUGUCCUGCAGCAGGAAGCCACCACGGCCCUACCACCAUGGAGACCAGUGCCUCUACUCCAGACAAAUCUCCAUUAAGUCCCCUGCCCCCUGUGCCCCUGGCCAGUCACCCCUGCAGCCCUUCCCUAGGGCAGAGCCCCGGAGUCUCCUAAGGUCCACUGGGCCCAGCCAGCCCCACCCCAGCCACGGGCACCUCGGGGAACACAGCCCUAUCUUCCAGCAGCCCCUGGACAUCUGCCGCUCCUUCACGCCUCCCCAGGGAGGCUCCGGGGACCCCCUGGCAGCCCCCUAUCAGCACCCGCUGCCCGAGCCCUGCCCGCCGUACACACACCAGGGCUUCAAGCAGGAAUACCACGACCCCCUGUACGAGCAGGCAGGCCGGGGCGGGCUCGGCGGGCACAAGUACCCAGGGGCAGGGGUGGUAGUCAAGCAGGAGCAUAUGGACUUCGCCUACGACUCAGACGUCCCUGGCUGUGCCUCGAUGUACCUCCACCCAGAGGGCUUCUCGGGGCCUGUUGCAGGUGACCGGGUCAUGGGGGAUGUCAAGCAGGAGGGGUUUAGUGCCUUCCGAGAGGGGCCGCCCUACCAACGCCGAGGUACCCUGCAGCUCUGGCAGUUCCUGGUGGCCCUGCUGGAUGACCCCACAAACGCCCACUUCAUUGCCUGGACCGGCCGGGGCAUGGAGUUCAAGCUGAUAGAGCCAGAGGAGGUCGCCAGACUCUGGGGCAUCCAGAAGAAUCGGCCGGCCAUGAACUAUGACAAACUGAGCCGCUCACUGCGGUACUACUACGAGAAGGGCAUCAUGCAGAAGGUGGCUGGGGAGCGCUACGUGUACAAGUUCGUGUGCGAGCCCGAGGCUCUGUUCUCACUGGCCUUCCCGGACAAUCAGCGGCCAGCUCUGAAGGCUGAGUUUGACCGGCCAGUCAGUGAGGAGGACACGGUCCCUUUGUCCCACCUGGAUGAGAGCCCUGUCUAUCUCCCGGAGCUGGCUGGCCCCGCCCAGCCCUUUGGCACCAAGGGCAGCUACUCAUACUAGCAGCCACACUGCCCGCCCCAGUGGGUGCUGCCCAUAAACACAGCAAGGAAGCUGAGCUCACGGCCUGGGGCAAACCCCACUUACCCCCGGAACUGCCAGCCCACACAGAGCACGGAUGAAGGGCCAGCUCUAAAGGAGGGUCGGAGCAUCUUAUGCAUCCUGGGGACCAAAGGGGCCUGGGGUCCCCUGAGCUUCCCACUCUCCCAAACUCUGCCCUACCUAGGCUGUGGCCCUGGAGGGUGCAGCCCAUCAGUUCUUGGUGCUGUCUGGGGUGGGGCAGGUCCCUAGGGUGCUGGAUGGGGGGAUGGGCUCCUCCUCUGCGCCCAGCAACCUUAAUAAAGGCCCUGCCUCCCUUCGAGUGUC
Cavia porcellus (domestic guinea pig) is the source of this 4341-nucleotide messenger RNA. It is a transcript of the gene Etv4, whose product is annotated as ETS variant transcription factor 4. Gene Ontology annotation, biological process: cell differentiation; regulation of transcription by RNA polymerase II. Gene Ontology annotation, molecular function: sequence-specific DNA binding; DNA-binding transcription factor activity, RNA polymerase II-specific. The record is from RefSeq and is a predicted model, not a curated record. Gene Ontology annotation, cellular component: nucleus. The transcript has 8 exons. NCBI's taxonomy places the organism in Eukaryota, Metazoa, Chordata, Mammalia, Rodentia, Caviidae. Bases 2557 to 3978 code for a protein of 473 amino acids.